Molecule: messenger RNA, 2178 nt
Organism: Cetraspora pellucida
Lineage: Eukaryota; Fungi; Glomeromycota; Glomeromycetes; Diversisporales; Gigasporaceae
Source: the annotation of a GenBank genome assembly
AUGACGGAUCAAUCAAUUUUUGGUCGUUUUCAGGCGAAUGACGUCCCGUACGUAGCUUUUCGAGACGAUAACGAAGAUCCUGAAGAAGAAUUUUCAGAAAGCUUGGUUCUGCGUCCAACACCGAGUACUUCGUCACGGACUACACCUUCAACAUUCCAAAAUUUUACUACAAACAGGCAACAACGUUAUCAGCAUUUGCCUGAGGACGAUGAAAUUGAAGAAGACUCUGAUCAGGACAGUAACGAGGCACCCGCUUCCUUGAUAGUAGAGAUGCCUCAACAGCGCAGUAAAAAAACCCACCCAAGCCCAAGACCAGGAAUGAGCAUACGAGAUUUAACAAUGUGGAAAUGGGUCAACGUUGAAAACUUAGAUUUGUUUUUUGAGCAGCAUAAUAACACCUUAUCCAAUGUUAUAAUACCUCAUUGUCUUAGUCGAUUAUCAGGAUGGUCAAUGUUAUUUGUCACAUUGUUUUCUAUUGCUUGGGUGUGGCAAGCUGUGAGACUUGUCUUGGAUAUUCGUCGUCUGACAGACAUGUUUAAUUUCUAUACCUACCUUUUGAAUAUUCCUGAUGCCGAUAUACAAACAAUACCAUGGCAAAAAGUUGUUAACCGCAUAAUCGAGCUCAGAGAAAAUAAUCCUACUACCUCCCAUCAGGGUCCCAACAACAAACCUCAACAACGUCUGGAUGCACACAAUAUAACUAAUAGAAUUAUGCGUCAGGAGAAUUAUCUUAUCGCCCUAUUUAAUAAGGAUCUGCUGGAUCUUACUAUACCAAUACCCUUUUUCCGACAAAAAAACUUUUUGACAAAGACUCUUGAGUGGAAUUUACGAUAUUGUAUCAUAAACCAUGUGUUUAAUGAUCACGGACAGGUCAGAAGGCAUUUUGUUAAAGACACCAGAGGCGUACAAAGGGAGAGAUUGACUCAAGGUCUUCGUCGUCGCUUCAUCUUCAUGGGAAUUCUCAAUAUCAUAUUCGCUCCUUUUAUAGUGGUUUAUCUGCUCAUAUAUUUCUUUUUCCGUUAUUUUGAGGAAUACCGUAACAACCCUAAGAACAUUGGUUUGCGUCAAUGGUCUCCUUUUGCACGUUGGAAAUUUCGGGAAUUUAACGAAUUACCCCAUUUAUUUGAUCAGAGAUUAGAUAAGAGCUACAAGCAGGCAAACAAAUAUAUCGAUCAAUUUCCAAGAGAAAAGACGGCCUUGCUCGCAAAUUCUCUCACUGCCGUUUUACUUCUUGCCAGUAUUAUUGAUUCCGAAGUUUUUUUGGGAUUUGAAAUUACGUCUGGUCGUACCGUUUUUUUUUAUCUCGGAAUAUUGGUUCCGAUUGUGGCUAUUAGUCGUGGAAUGAGUGUGGAAGAUCAUGUCGUAUUUGAUCCAACAGUCAGGUUAAAAAAAGUUGUAGAAAAUACACAUUAUUCUCCCGAUAAUUGGAAAGGAAAACUAGAUACUGAUGAUCAAAUUAUUGAUUUUUUUAGAGAAUUCACAGUGCAUGUAGACGGUCUUGGAUAUGUUUGUAGCUUUGCAGUAUUUGAUUUUAAGAGGCAUGGUAAUGUUAAGUAUGGUGCUCCGGCAGAAGUCGAGAACGAAUAUUACCUUUCGAAAGAUGGUAAAAUGGAAAAAAGUUUUUUGAACUUUAAGGCUAAUCAUCCCGAUUGGGAACCUACUGAUCCGGCCGGAUCGCUUUAUCUUAGUCGACUUAACUUUAGCAAUCAAGCACAUUCAGAACGUCAUAAUUCAACUCGUUCUACCCAUAUAGAUUCAAUACUAAAGAAUAAUCGACGUAGCAGUAAUAAUGUUCAUUUCGGAUAUCCGCCUAGUGCUCCUAACUAUAAUUAUGCAGGUAACACUACCACUGGAGCACCUAAUUAUAAUAAUUAUGCGAGUAGCACUGCCACUGGAGUACCUAAUUAUAAUAAUUAUGCGAGCAGCACUGCCACUGGAGCACCUAAUUAUAAUAAUUAUGCGAGCAGCACUGCCACUGGAGCUGAUGUCCAAAGUUCACCGGAAUCAAGUCAAGAAGAACAUUGUGCGAGCAAUCUGAGUGGUUCAUUCUUCUUACCUGGAACACAAUAUGGUGGUGUUACACAUUCAUCGGAAUCCAAUGAACCUGAUCGACCACGACGUGAUGGUGUAAUUGGAUUAUUAAACCAAUUCUAUGAACUUAAUAAUUCGUCUAUGUAA